Messenger RNA from Lachancea lanzarotensis, 2334 nucleotides. RefSeq names its product LALA0S05e06128g1_1 (gene TYW1). The record is from RefSeq and is a predicted model, not a curated record. The coding region runs from base 1 to 2334 and encodes 777 amino acids. NCBI's taxonomy places the organism in Eukaryota, Fungi, Ascomycota, Saccharomycetes, Saccharomycetales, Saccharomycetaceae. Gene Ontology annotation, molecular function: FMN binding; 4 iron, 4 sulfur cluster binding; catalytic activity. The transcript has a single exon. Gene Ontology annotation, biological process: wybutosine biosynthetic process.
AUGGAUUUUCUGAAAGAUCUUGACGACCACCUACUCAUACUGUCUGUGGCAGCCACUUAUGUGUUGUCCGGAGGACGAUUCACUUUUGGGCUUGCGGCCCUUGUGAUAUACGGGUUGGUCAAAUAUGACGCUGCGAGAAAUGAGAAGCAGGCCGAAAUUCCCGAUUCAGAGAGAAUAGAAAACUCUGAGGAUGAAACGAAAAAGAAGACUUGUUGCGGUGGAAAGGGUGGUGGUUGUUGCUCUUCUAAAUCAGGAGGAAAGAAAGGAGGCUGUUGUGGUGGUAACUGCUCUUCCAAAAACAAGACUAGUGAAAAAAUCGAGGACAACAUCAAAGAUACACCCCAGAACGAUACACAAGUAGAAGAGCUAGCAAUCGAUUUCACCGAAGCCUUCAAACCAGCGAAAAAAAGCAAAAAAGUGCGCAAAAUUGUCAAAGCAUCAAAACCAGGUAGCAAAUCCCAGUCUGAGUUUUUCAAGAAGGCCCUUACGGUGUCAAAUGAGACACUGAUAAGCUCGCAAGUUUACGUUUUCUAUUCUUCGCUUCAAGGUGCCGCCGAAAGAUCAGCUAAGAUCGUGACUAGUGUCCUGUCGGAUAUCAAGGGCUUGAAGCAUGUGCCAAAGCUAAUGAACCUAGACGAACUUAGCGAUUUUGAUGACUAUUUUGUCAAUGUUCCAUGUAGUAACGCAUUGUACGUCAUGGUACUUCCUUCUUAUGAGACAGAUUCACCUCUGGACUUUUUCCUUCAGUCCAUGGAAGAAAAUGUUAAUGAUUUCCGAAUUGACAGAUUAUCUCUGAGAAAAUUGGUGGGCUAUUGCGUCCUGGGUAUCGGUGACUCCGAAUCUUGGCCCGAGAAGUUCUGCUAUCAGGCGCGGCAGGCUGAUCUUCUACUUGCCAAGCAGGGUGGUAGAAGAGUUUUCCCAGUGGGAGAAGUCUGUAUGAAGUUUGGUGGUGAUCCUAGUGUUAUGGAAUGGGCAAAACUUCUGGCAAAUACGCUGCAGGAUGAUGAACCUAUUCUUUACGAAUAUGAUGAAAGCUUGGAGACGGAGAAUGCCGAGGAGCCCAACGACGAACUCACUAAAGAAUCCUUAAUAGACCUAGAGGAUGUCGGGGCUUCAUCCGAGUUACAAGACGUCAAUGAAAUCAAGCAAAUGGUCGCCAAAAAUAGUCCCACUUUUAAAAACUUGACGAAGCAAGGGUACACUGUGGUAGGCUCUCACUCCGGUGUCAAGAUAUGCCGGUGGACUAAAAAUGAUUUGCGUGGUAGAGGAUCAUGCUACAAACACUCACUUUUUAAUAUCGUGUCAAGUAGGUGCAUGGAGCUCACUCCAUCUCUUGCAUGUUCCUCCAAAUGCGUUUUCUGUUGGCGCCAUGGUACAAAUCCAGUCUCCAAGAAUUGGCGCUGGGAAGUCGACGAUCCAGAGUAUAUUCUAGAGGACGCUCUCAAGGGACAUUACUCUAAAAUCAAACAAAUGAGAGGUGUUCCGGGAGUAAUAGCGGAAAGAUUCGCAAAAGCAUUUGAAGUGCGCCAUUGUGCGCUUUCUUUGGUGGGAGAACCUAUCAUGUACCCGUUUAUCAGCAAAUUUGUCAAACUACUACAUCAAAAAAGAAUUUCGAGUUUCCUGGUUUGCAACGCUCAACAUCCACAACCUUUGAGAGAUUUGGGAAAGGUCACACAGCUGUAUGUAUCCAUCGAUGCUCCAUCGAAGAGUGAGCUCAAGAAGAUUGACAGACCAUUGUAUCGGGACUUUUGGGAAAGGAUGCUGGAAUGUCUUGAAAUCUUGAAAACUUCUCAAUCGCAUCAGCGCACUGUCUUCAGAAUGACGUUGGUGAAAGGUUUCAAUAUGAAUGAGAUCAGUGCAUAUGCUGACCUUGUCGAGAGAGGUUUGCCAAGCUUUAUUGAAGUCAAAGGUGCUACAUUUUGUGGAUCAUCUGACGGCAAUGGCAAUCCACUGACAAUGCAGAAUAUACCAUUUUAUGAGGAGUGUGUGAAUUUUGUCAAGGCACUUUCAGCUGAGCUUCAGAAAAGAGGCUUGGGAUAUGAUGUCGCAGCUGAGCAUGCUCAUUCAAACUGUAUUCUGAUCGCUGACACCAAAUUCAAAAUUGAUGGUGAAUGGUGGACUCAUAUUGAUUUCGAAAAGUUCUUCGAGCUUUUGGAAUCUGGAAAGCCGUUCAAUCAUCUGGAAUACAUCGCGAAAACCCCAGAAUGGGCACUCUUUGGUAAUGGAGGUUUCGCACCGGGAAAUACAAGAUUUUACAAAAAGAAAAAGGCCGCAGAGACAAAUAUCGAUGCUUUGCAAGAAGACGUCAAGGUAACGCAUCCAAUCGUAGCUUAG